Messenger RNA from Zasmidium cellare ATCC 36951, 1386 nucleotides. RefSeq lists its product as uncharacterized. Gene Ontology annotation, cellular component: membrane. The transcript has 8 exons. Gene Ontology annotation, molecular function: carbohydrate:proton symporter activity. The coding region runs from base 1 to 1386 and encodes 461 amino acids. Gene Ontology annotation, biological process: transmembrane transport; carbohydrate transport. Lineage: Eukaryota; Fungi; Ascomycota; Dothideomycetes; Mycosphaerellales; Mycosphaerellaceae. The record is from RefSeq and is a predicted model, not a curated record.
AUGGCGUCUCUGUUCAAUUUCAACCCUCUUUUCAAAGCAAAGGGGAAGCUGCUCAACAUCCUCAUCACCAUCGCGUCCACCUGCGGUUUUAUCCUCUUUGGCUACGACAAUGCUCUGUUCUCAGGCCUCAUUAUAUGCCCGUGGUUUCUUCGAACGUUCCACAACCCGAAUGCCAAUCUUUUAGGGACCAUCUCGGCGACGUACAAAUUAGGCGGCUUUGCUGGCGCCGUUAUCGCCUUCUUCAUCGGCCAGCCUCUCGGGCGUAGGAAGACUGUUCUCACGGGCAUUGCAAUCACCGCAAUAGGGGCGAUCCCGUUCGCGGCGGCGACCAACAUUGCACAACUUACAGCUGGCCGCACAGUCUGCGGUGUAGGCGUAGGCAUUAUGUCUUCGACUCUACUUUGCGGAGCGACUCUUGGUCUUUUCCUAGCACAAUGGAUUAACUAUGGAUUCUACGACGUCGAGACAAGGGUGGCGUACGCCUUUCCGGUUGCCUUCCAAGCCGUCUUUCUCCUAACUUCGACGGUACUAAUCUUGGGCCUGCCCGAAUCCCCUCGAUGGCUCGCUAAGCAGGACCGUACGGAAGAGGCAUUGGAGGUGUUGACUCGUCUGGCCGGAGAAGAGAAAGCCCGCGAGCGGCUCGCGAGCAUUAUGGAGGUUAACGAGCUGGAAAAAGAUACACAUCGGAGCAAGUUCCAAGCUCUCUUUACGAACGGUCCGACACAGAACUUUCGACGGCUUUGUCUUGCGUGCGGCGUUAUGACUAUGCAUCAACUCACUGGCGUGAACAGCGUAACGUAUUACCUGCCCAGGCUCGUCACCGAAAUCCUCGGAGCCUCACGCAAAGAAGCCCUCUGGAUCUCAGGCCUGAGCUCCGUCGAAACGCCAAUAGCCAACCUAAUCUCCCUCUUAACUGUUGACAAGGUUGGGCGAAAGCCUUACUUAUUCUGGAGAUCAGUUGGCCAGGGCGCAGCCUUCAUGGUCGUUGCUGCGCUGCUAAGGGACCACACCAGAUGGGGAUGGACACAAGGCCUUUGGAAUUGCCACGAUCGUGAUGUUGUUCCUGUUCUAUUGGACGAAUGCGCUGUGCUGGUUGGGACUGUCAUGGGCGUACUGAAGUGCUCCCUCUCCAAAUUCUUCAUGAUGGUGAAGAUCACCCCUGUUGCCAUCGCCAACAUCUAUUACAAAUUCUACAUCAUCCUGGCAGUCUUCAACGUAUGCUCAGCGGUCGUGAUCUGGUUCUUCUACCCAGAGACAGCUCGGCUCAGUCUGGAAGAAAUGGAUCUGAUGUUCGCACAAAAGUAUGGCAAUGUCGAGGUUGACAAGAUUGAGAAGAUUCAGUUGGAGCAUGUUGAGCGGGCCCAUGUGCAGACUGAUGGGAAGUGA